Cariama cristata (Red-legged seriema) is the source of this 1512-nucleotide messenger RNA. RefSeq names its product keratin, type II cytoskeletal 3-like. The annotation marks the transcript as partial. Gene Ontology annotation, cellular component: keratin filament. The record is from RefSeq and is a predicted model, not a curated record. Gene Ontology annotation, biological process: keratinization; intermediate filament organization. The transcript has 8 exons. Gene Ontology annotation, molecular function: structural constituent of skin epidermis. NCBI's taxonomy places the organism in Eukaryota, Metazoa, Chordata, Aves, Cariamiformes, Cariamidae.
AUGUCUCGGCAAUCUGUCUGCAGAAGCUUUGGAGGCGGGAGUAGAAGGGGCUACAGCUCUUGCUCUGCCAUCGGUGGUGGCUUUGGAGGGGGGGGCGGCAGAAGCAGGAGCAGCUACAGCUCAUUCUCUAUGUCCAGGGGAUUUGGAGGUGGUGGACGUUGCGGAGGGUUUAGCAGCAAGAGUCUCCACUCCAUGGGUGGCGGUGGAAGGAUUUCCAUGGGUGGAUGUUACGGCGGUGGAGGAUAUGGAGGCAGAAUGGGUGGCUUUGGUGGAAGCUAUGGAGGAGGAAUGGGCAGCUUUGGCGGAGGAAUGGGUGGAGGAGGAAUGGGUGGCUUUGGUGGAAUGGGUGGUGGUGGAGGAAUGGGCGGCUUUGGUGGAGGAAUGGGUGGUUAUGGUGGAGGAAUGGGUGGUGGAGGAAUGGGAGGCUUUGGUGGACCAGGCUUUGGUGGCCCUGGUAGAGGUGGCCCUGGAAUCCAGCCAGUGCAGGUUGACUCAACCCUCCUGCGGCCGGUCCAUGUGGAGAUUGAUCCCCAGAUCCAGCAAGUCAAAAACCAGGAGAAGGAACAGAUCAAGACCCUGAACAAUCAAUUUGCCUCUUUCAUUGAUAAGGUCCGCUUCCUGGAGCAACAGAACAAGGUCCUCUCCACCAAGUGGGAGCUUCUCCAACAGCAAGGGCCUUCGGGGCCAAGGAAGAACCUUGAUGUCAUCUUUGAAAAUUACAUCCAGAACCUGAGGAGGCAGCUGGACUCAAUCUUGGCGCAGAGGGGACAGCUGGAGUCAGAGCUGCAGAACAUGCAGCAAUACGUCGAGGAUUACAAAACCAAGUAUGAGGAAGAGAUCAACAGGCGCACAACAGCCGAGAACGAGUUUGUGGUGCUCAAGAAGGACGUGGACUCUGCCUACAUGACUAAAGUAGAGUUGGAAGCCAAGGUUGGAGCUCUGACGGACGAAAUCAACUUCCUGAGGUGCAUCUACGAGGAGGAACUGUCUCAGAUGCAGACAAUCAGCCGGGACCUGUCCGUGGUGGUGUCCAUGGACAACAACCGUCACCUGGAUCUGGACAGCAUCAUCGAGGAGGUCAGGCGUCAGUACGAGCAGAUCGCUCAGAGCAGCAGAGCCGAAGCUGAGGCUUGGUACCAGAGCCAGUACGAACAGCUGCAGAACACCGCUGGAAUGCAUGGGGACAGCCUCCGCAACACCAAGAUCGAGAUCCAAGAGUUGACCAGGAACAUCCAGAGGCUGCGGGCUGAGAUUGAGAACGUGAAGAAGCAGAACCAGCAGCUGCAGGCAGCUAUUGCCGAGGCUGAGGAGCGGGGUGAGAUGGCCCUGAAGGAUGCCAGGUUAAAACUGGAAGAGCUGGAAACUGCCCUACAGAAAGACAAGGAGGAGCUGGCUCGCUUGCUGAAGGAGGACCAGGAGCUGCUCAACAUCAAGAAUGCCCUGGACGUUGAGAUUGCCAUGUACAGGAAGCUGCUGGAGGGAGAGGAGAACAGGCUGUGCAAUGAAGGCAUG